AUGAGGCCGUCGAUUUACGGCUAUGUGGAUCAACAAACCGGUGGGUAUAUUGGUGCAAAUGUCACCUAUCCAGCAUUUGAAGCAGCCCGCGAGCACUGGUACCUCAUGCCUGGAGCCAUCCAGAUCAACGCGGCUCAUAACAUCCACUUCCGAGGCGGAACAUACACGCAGCUGGGCGCCGGUGGCUUUGGAAUCGGGACUGACGAUAAUGCGUGCAUCACCGGCGUCGGCCUCGGGGCGAAAAAUAUCUCUGUCCGCGAGGGCUACUUUACACAGGUCAUGGGCAAUUCGAUCACAGCAGGUGGCAUCCAAAUCCCAGCACACCACCCAAACGACAGCCGCAUGAUCAAUUCCGGAAUUCACAUCGAGGAGAAUAUCUUCUACAACAUUUCAUCCCUGUUUAGUUCAACUGUACCAAUCUUCUUCUCCUACGUGCAAGACUCGUCCAUCAUGAAUAAUGAUAUCUCGCACGCACCGUACUCGGGCAUCUGUCAUGGGUACGGCUGGGGAAUGAACGACGCGGGCGGCAGCCAAACAUACAUUGACCGUGGUACUUACCAGUAUCAGCCUCUUUUCCACACCCCAACGACGGCAGAAAACAAUCUAAUCAAGGGCAACCUGAUCAACGAUUAUGGCUGGUCCCACACAGAUCUCGGGGGUCUCUACACGCUGUCCAAGAGCCCUUCGACACAGCUUGUCGAGAAUUGCGUCUACGACAGCCAGUGGUACGGCCUGUACACCGACGAAGGCUCGAACUCAUUGAUCAUACAAGACAACACGUUUCUGAGCUUGGGGAACUUGGGCAGCACAUGGGGAUGGUAUAAUCCGAAUCAGGGAAUCCCAAUCCAGCCGGGCAUGCAUACCGCGAACAAUACCUUAAUCGGAAACACGGGCGUAUGGGCCCCAGGGCGCGAUUUCACCAACGCCCCCGACGGUACAGGUGUUUUGAACAACACUUUCCUCCGCAACUUCGUCAUCCAUGAGCUGGCAGAUAUGACUGCGGCUAGUAAGCGAGUUGCCUAUCGAGCAGGCAUCCCACCAGCCAAGCGCAACCAGCGUCCGGUCUCGAAUACGCCGUCCUUCGAAGAUGUGCACGCCGCGCUCCACUUUCCCACGGACAAGAAAGGGACUUUCCGAGUUAGCCUGCAAAACUUUGACGACGGUGAACUUACCGGAGUGUCGUUCCAAGCCACUGCUUCGCAUAGUGCCGUGCUCAAGCCUAUCCAUGUGCCUGCUACGGUACCUGGAGACAGCGAGUCCACGGCCAGCUGGCACCUGUCGAUUCAAGGAUGCCAGGCACCGCAAGUCUCAGUCCAGGUUACCUACACAAAUGCACGGACGCAAAUAACGAAGAGCAUCUUGCUUAAUGGGACGAUGCCCGGCUUACUUCCGCUGGACGCCAAGUGGACUCCUUCUUCCACCUGGCCUGCCAGCUAUGGCCAGCUGUGUGACACAGUUGGCAUCCGUUCAGGCGGCCGCAAUGUCAACGGCACCUACGACGACUGGGCCGUCCUUGCGCACGAGGCUGUGAUCGGGUCCAAUGGGUCAGUGACCGCGCGGGUCGUCUCGCUCGACCGGACGGACCCCUGGAGUAAGGCCGGCGUAGUCGUCCGCGACAGUUUCCAAACCAAGAGCCCAUCUGACGACGCGAGCCACGUCAACUCAACGGGAUAUGCGGCCUUGAUGGUUACACCGGACCACGGAUUAAUGAUGCUAUGGUCACCGUCCGACUUCGACUCGCCGGGCGAUGGCUUUCUCAGCAGCAACAUGACCGUUUCGGAAGUUACUACGCCGAUCUAUCUUCGGCUGAACAUAUCCACGACACAUGCAACGGGAUUCUACUCUGCGGAUGGUCAUUCCUGGACAAAGGUCGGAGACUCGGUCAUUCUCCCACGCCACACGGCAGGGUCUAAGGCAGGAUUGAUUGUCAAUUCCCAUACGGGCUAUCGCGAUGGGACCGCUCUUUUUGAUUCUGUGGCUAUUGAUUCAUAA
Penicillium riverlandense is the source of this 1992-nucleotide messenger RNA. RefSeq lists its product as uncharacterized. The record is from RefSeq and is a predicted model, not a curated record. Lineage: Eukaryota; Fungi; Ascomycota; Eurotiomycetes; Eurotiales; Aspergillaceae. The coding region runs from base 1 to 1992 and encodes 663 amino acids. The transcript has a single exon.